UUGAACUGCCGUUCGCCUAUGACUCAUGAACGAACUUUAAAUCGCGAUACUUCUCUGCGUAUCGCACUUUCGAACUUAAGCCCCUCAUUCUGGGGGACAGCGUUGGAACCUUUCUGCUUUGUGCUAAGGCAUGCCGCUUUUCCUUUCCUGGCGACUUGGCACGCUAGUCAGCUGUGUUCCUCAUAGCGAAGUGAUUUCGUGAAAAUUCUAGUAGGAGUGACAGGAGUAACAAUAUCUUCCGGAAUAUCCCCUUGAGCCACGGAACAGACAAAGAUCCCUGGAGCAACCAAUUGGAAUAAGGAUGGAUGAUCUACCGAGAGAGGUGGACGUCAUCGUGCUUGGGACCGGCGUUCCGGAAUCCAUCGUUGCCGCAGCCUGUGCACGCGUGGGGAAGUCGGUGCUCCAUUUCGAUCACAGGAGCCAUUACGGAUCCAUGUUUGCUUCGUUCAACUUUCACGAUCUCACAGAGAUCUUACAGACGCCUCCGAAGCCAUCCGAUGGGGACGGAGCAGCAACUUCUGAAGACGGACUCAGAUUUAUUCAGUCGAGAGCUUCGCCUGUCUUUUCCAACGUCGAGAUCGAGGUGAACGAGCACAGCGAAUGGUCGCUGGAGAAACUCGAGCAAAACUCUCGGAAAUUCAACCUCGAUCUCGCGCCGAAACUCCUUUUCGCCAGAGGGAAAAUGGUCGAGCUACUCAUCUCGUCGAACAUUGCCAAGUAUGCGGAGUUCAAGUUGACUUCGAAGAUCCUCACUCUGAAAGGCGACGAUAUCGUGCAAGUCCCCUGUUCUAGAGCGGAUGUUUUCGCCACGGAUAGCGUCAACGUUGUGGAGAAACGUGCGCUCAUGCGUUUCAUAACGAAUGUUUUGGACUACGAGAACCAGCCCCUGUUCACUGAGUGGUUGGACAAGCCUUUCGAGGACUUCAUCAAGUUGAAAGCUUUAUUCCUGACGGAAAACCUUCAGCAUUUCAUCCUGCACUCGAUCGCUAUGGCGACUCCGAGCACAACGACUGGUAGCGCUCUCGAAGACGCGCGCAAGUUUAUCAGAUCACUCGGUCGAUAUGGGAACAGUCCGUUCCUUUCCCCUAUAUACGGGUGUGGAGAGCUCGCUCAAUGCUUUUGCCGGCUCUGCGCUGUUUUCGGCGGCGUGUACCAUCUCGACAGACAAGUGGAAGGAUAUUUUGUCGACGAGGACAAUCGAGUCAGAGCCGUCAGAUCUCGAGGAGAAACUUUCCGCGCCUCACACGUCGUCAUCAACCAGGACUUCGAUCCGAGCCACACCUCCAACAACGAGCACAUCUCACGAGCCAUAGUGAUACUACAUCAAGAGUCUCCGAUCGAAGAGCCGGGAGCUGGGACCUUACUGAGAGUGCCCCCCGGGAACGAUCGACCAGCGGUCACCGUCAUAGAACAAGGUGCCGGAAUGAUGAUCUGCCCGAAGAACUUGAUGGUCGCUCAUUUCAUCUGCCGCAAGGUCAUUUCCGCUAGAGAAGAUCUGAAAGCAUUGGUGGAGAAAAUAUAUCCUUCUAGCAAGCGGGUCUGGGUAGCCUAUUUCAAUAUGAUCGAUACGACGAUGCGUUCCAAGCCCACGACCGAUGAUUUUGCGGGUUUGUACUUGAUGUCGACGCCCGGCCUACAACUUGAUUACGACAUCCACAUCGAGCAAGCCGAAGAGGUUUUUCGGAAGAUGUAUCCAGACGAAGAGUUUCUGCCGAGAGCACCUGACCCAGACGAGAUAAUUCUGGAUUUCGAAGAUGGCGUCCCUCAGCAGCCGGCAGCGGAGCAUCAGGGAAUCGCACAAGAAAGUGGAGAUGGCUCGGAAUCCGACGGCUCUGGUAAUCCAGUGGCCGAGGCGGAACAAGGACCGGCAUGAAAGUGUAU
Molecule: messenger RNA, 1881 nt
Organism: Galendromus occidentalis (western predatory mite)
Lineage: Eukaryota; Metazoa; Arthropoda; Arachnida; Mesostigmata; Phytoseiidae
Gene: Rep
Product: Rab escort protein
Exons: 2
Coding region: 302-1873 (523 amino acids)
Biological process (GO): intracellular protein transport; small GTPase-mediated signal transduction; vesicle-mediated transport
Cellular component (GO): nucleus; cytosol; cytoplasm
Molecular function (GO): GDP-dissociation inhibitor activity
Source: RefSeq, a predicted model, not a curated record